Messenger RNA from Rhagoletis pomonella (apple maggot), 7296 nucleotides. RefSeq names its product maternal protein pumilio-like. NCBI's taxonomy places the organism in Eukaryota, Metazoa, Arthropoda, Insecta, Diptera, Tephritidae. The record is from RefSeq and is a predicted model, not a curated record. Bases 1099 to 3888 code for a protein of 929 amino acids. Gene Ontology annotation, cellular component: nucleus; cytoplasm. The transcript has 10 exons. Gene Ontology annotation, molecular function: mRNA 3'-UTR binding. Gene Ontology annotation, biological process: post-transcriptional regulation of gene expression.
UUCAACACACUGACUCAAAAUCAAAAUCAGCGCUCUGCUGCCGUUCAGGAGCCACUCUAGCCUCUAUGUAGUGUGUGCAGCUGCUUGCCUGCCUGCCUGGUCGCCGCAAUUUUCAUCGCAGACUUUGCGACUUCAAUUCAGUUCGCGAUGGAACUUUGAACAUUGUGGAUCGUAUUUUCCUCCAAAGUUGUAUGAAGAAAAUUUAUUGUCGUAACGUUAAAACGUCUCUUCUCGUUUCGUCUCGCCGUAGUCACCGUUGUGGUCGUCGUCGUUGUUUUCAUCCUCGCCGCCGUUUGUAACGUGUUGUUAAGCAAAAUAUUUAAAACUGCAUAGCUGCACUACACUAGCCAUCACAACAACAACAACAACAAUACAAAUUUACAAGAACAACCAGCGCUAUAGUUUACAAUUGGUCUGUGCAUAAAUAAUUCACCCGCUGAGCCCAAAGUCUGGUGAAUGAAUUGUAAUUUCGCUGCAUUUUAGUGUUGGUUUCCUGAUUCGCUCUGCGUGUGUGUGUGUGUCUCUCUGUAACAGUGUGUUGGUGUUCAAGCAUUUAUUUACUUAGCGUUGAAGCCGAAGUGCGCUAUAACACCACAAUAACAUUAAUAGCAACAACACAAACCGGAUGCUUUAAUUUAAAACGCAUACAAAGGCAAAUACAAAUUUCCUGCUGAAACAAACAAAAGAGGCAGGGCAACAAACACCCAUACAAAAAAAACAAAAAAAAUAAACAGAUUAAAAUAAAUUAAUACAAAAACACUUUACCACAAAUCUAACUGAAUUUAAAACACAAAGUGUCAAAAAAAAACACCAAAAAUUUAAUUCAAUAACAAAUAAUUUCAAAUUUGUGCAACAAGCUACUGCAUCACCCUACUACUUUGUGUGUGUGUGAGUGCAAUAAUAAAUACAAAAUUUAGCGCUUCCAAUAUUCUAAACUCAACACGAAAAAACCGCCAAAAACAGGGGAAUAGCUUAGCUAACUUGGCACUAAAUCAGCGCUAUAGUACAACUACAAGAGCAACAAAAAUCAAAUAAAUAAUAAAUCAAAAUCAAAAAAAAAAGAGUGCGUAAAAAAGCCGCGAAACGGACAGCAAUAAUAUGGUCGUUUUGGAGACUGCCACCGCUUUGUUGGGCGGCCCCUACGCUCAGGGUGCACCCGCAUUGAAAAUGGUGCAGAAACGUUAUAUUGGAUUACAUCAAUGGCUGGGACCACUGCGCAGCAAAGAGCUAAAGGAGCAAAUUGUAGGUGACAAUGUAAGUUCAACCAGCUCUGCUCUUGGCGUGGACUAUGGAAAUGCUGCUGUAAGUGAAGACGUGCUAUCGCUAGCUUUGAGCCAAAAUCAUCAACUUUUCCGCUCACAAAAUCCCGGACUCGCUGCCACAAAUGCUGCAGCCGCCGCUGCUGCUGCGGCAGCUGCCACAUCGGCUGCGCAACCUGGUGCACCGAAUGGCACAAUGCAGCCACAACAGAUGGCACAAAUGGCCGCCUCGCAGCAAUUUCUGGCCGCACAACAAAAUGCCGCCUAUGCAGCGCAACAAGCAGCACCCUAUGUCAUCAAUCCGGGUCAGGAUGCAGCACCCUAUAUGGGGCUGAUAGCUGCACAAAUGCCACAGUAUUAUGGUGUGCAAUGGGGCAUGUACCCGAGCAAUCUGAUACCGCAACAGGGCACACAGCCGCGACGGCCGUUGACGCCAUCGCAGCAGGGCGCUGAGAAUCAAUCGUAUCAGGUCAUACCGGCAUUUUUCGAUCAGAGCGGCUCGCUCGUAAUGGGACCACGUACUGGUACACCAAUGCGCCUUGUUAGUCCGGCACCAGUGUUGGUGCCACCAGGAGCGGCACGUGCCGGCCCACCGCCGCCACAGGGCCCACCACAAUUAUAUCCGCCACAGCCGCAGACGGCUCAACAGAAUUUGUACUCACAGCAGAAUGGUUCAAGCGUUGGAGGCCUCGCAUUGAACACCAACUCGCUGACCGGUCGCCGCGACUCCUUCGACCGCAACACAUCCGCCUUCAGCCCCUCGGCAGUGGAUUAUAAUAACAGCACCGCCACCACUCUACAAGCGGCUGCCGCUGCCGCCGCCGCUGCCGCUGCUGCUGCACGCGGCAAAUGGCCCGGAGCUAUGACCAACAGCUAUGGCGCGCUGGGCGCCAAUGCUUCAGCCAGCCCGAUUGGGGCAGCCAUUACACCGCCGCCGCCACAAUCAUGCCUCGUCACUAAUCGCGCACCUGGCGCUGAAACCAAGUAUCGUCAACAAAUGUCUGUCGGUGGUGUUGGCCUGCCACCAGCUGCUGCUGCAGCACAAGCAGCUGCCGCUGCAGCCGCUGGCAAUAUGUUCGGUUCGAGUAGUUCACUCUUUUCAAAGCUGGCCAUUCCGGGUAGUGCAGCCGCUGCUGCAGCUGCUGCUGCUGCCGCUGCCUCAUCACGUCAUGCAGCAGCUGCUGCCGCUGGCCUAAAUGUGUCCGCUGCUGCUGCUGCUGCUGCUGCAGCCGCUGCCGCUGCAGCUGGUGCACCGCAACCAGGACGGUCGCGACUGCUCGAGGAUUUCCGCAAUCAGCGCUAUCCCAACUUACAAUUACGCGAUUUGGCCAAUCAUAUUGUGGAAUUUUCGCAGGAUCAGCAUGGCUCGCGCUUCAUACAGCAGAAAUUGGAACGCGCCACCGCUGCCGAGAAACAACUGGUGUUUAGUGAGAUUUUAGGUUCCGCCUUCAGCUUGAUGACCGACGUUUUCGGCAAUUAUGUUAUACAGAAAUUCUUUGAGUUUGGCACACCGGAGCAAAAGAACACACUGGGCAUGCAGGUGAAAGGGCAUGUGUUGCAGUUGGCUUUGCAAAUGUAUGGCUGCCGUGUCAUACAGAAGGCGCUGGAGAGUAUUACAUCGGAGCAGCAGCGAGAGAUCGUCCUUGAGCUGGAUGGUAAUGUAUUGAAAUGUGUCAAAGACCAGAAUGGCAAUCAUGUGGUGCAAAAGUGCAUCGAAUGCGUGGAUCCAUCGGCGCUGCAGUUUGUUAUAAAUGCCUUCAAGGGUCAGGUAUACACGCUAAGCACACACCCAUAUGGCUGUCGAGUCAUACAACGUAUACUGGAGCACUGCACCUCCGAGCAGACACAACCCAUAUUGGAUGAGUUGCACGAGCACACCGAGCAACUGAUACAGGAUCAGUAUGGCAAUUAUGUUAUACAACAUGUGCUGGAACACGGCAAACCCGAAGACAAAUCAAUACUUAUUAACGGCGUGCGUGGAAAGGUUUUGGUUUUGUCGCAGCAUAAAUUCGCGUCGAAUGUAGUGGAGAAGUGUGUCACACAUGCCACACGCGGCGAACGCACCGCUCUCAUCGAUGAAGUGUGCACUUUUAAUGACAACGCCUUGCACGUCAUGAUGAAGGAUCAAUAUGCCAACUAUGUGGUGCAGAAAAUGAUCGACGUCUCAGAGCCGACACAAUUGAAAAAACUAAUGAAUAAGAUACGCCCACAUAUGGCUGCAUUACGCAAAUACACCUACGGCAAGCAUAUCAAUGCCAAACUGGAGAAGUAUUUCAUGAAGACAGCCAAUCCAAUUACUACAACAAGCACCACAAUCGCCUCACCAUCGCAAUCGUCGAUUGCGUGCAGCACUAGCAUCUUAACCGCAACCACAGCAGCCGCUUGCAGUACAGCGGCUGGACUGACCAUUACCACGCCAACAAACUGCAUGACUGCCGGCCUUACGGUCGGUGCGCCCAUCAUGAUACAAGAGAAUGGUAUUAGUGUCACAGCGGUGGGUCAGACAUCGCCAGCAGCAUCAUCUUGCACCGUAUCGACAAACAGCAGCAGUGCCACAUCGGUAGUGACAGCUGUCAACAGCGGUCUGGGACCCAUUGGACCACCCACUGCCAACGGUGUAAUAUUGUAAAGAGUGGGCGGUGUACAGAACAAAAGCCAAAAUAGAAGCGCAUAGAAAAGCGAAUGCAUGAUAUGCAGUACAAGUGGAGAGAAAGGAGAAGAAUAAGAAAUAUUAAAAAUUUAGAAGAGAAUGAAAAGAGAAAGAACACAGUUUUAUUAGUUUAUACAUACAUGUAUUAAGUAGGAAGUAAAUGUGAGCAAAAUGCGAGCGUAAAGCAGGAACUUGCUAUAUAUAAUUUGAAUGUGUAACUUAGUUUUAAGAUGCUGUAUUUUUUCGCGAUUUUAUUUAGAUUAGAUUUUAAAAUCUUCCCAAACAGAAAAACGAACAAACACACACUCACACACAAAUCAAAUGAAAAAGAAUACUUGCAAGCAAAACGCGAAAUAUACGCCAAAAGCGCGGAAAAUGAAAUUUGCAAAAAGAAUCUCAGAAACAGAAAACAAUGUAGCGCAUGUUUAUAUGCAUUGUAGUUUUUAUAAAGUGAAAAUUAAUUAGAGAAGAGCAACAAAGAAAAAAUAAAAUGAUGCCAAAAGCACUGAACUGCUUGCACACGAAAGUAAAAAGUGGCGCUCGAUUUUUAGACGCCAUGUAAAAGCAUCAAAAUCGUUGAAGAAAAUUGUAGAAAACUUACUACAGCAACUCGAUUUUAAAAGAUAUAAGUUGGCAAGAACUAAGAAAACAGGACCGUUCAUACGUUCAGAACACGAAACACACAUUCAAGGGUAUUUGUAAAAAAAAAAGAAUAGAACAAACAAAUUUAUCAAAGAAGAAGUUUUGAGCUAAGAAAAUUAAAAGAUAUAAAAACAGCAACGUCGCUUAAGUACAGCGCAUUCGUUUAAGGCUUUUGUAGCGCAAGCGCGCACCCUUUUUUCAUAUAUUCAAAAGUCAAUCAAACGAAUGUUGCUAAUAAAAUUUGUUAAAUUGAUGAGAAAAACGAAUAACUGAAAAGCAUCAGGAGAGAGAACACACACAAAUGAAGCGUAAAAAGAAGAAGUAAAAGCGUGCAACACACACACAAGCACUCGAUUAUAAGAAGGAAUAGAAGAAGAAGUAAAAGAUAAAAAGAUUUGUAAUUAAACAAGAAACCAAGAAAGAUAUAACAAGCAAACAAGUUUAGUUUUAUAAAGUGUAUACUAUGUAUUUGUAAAAAAUCAUUUUUUUUAGUAGCGUUCAAUAAUUGCCCAUCCACAGGCAACCCAAAACACUCGGUGUGCGCUUUUCCUCACGCGCUGCUCGUUGGCAUAACGGAGUCGAACGUAGUAGUCGUGUGCUGAUAAUAGCGCAUGCUGUGUUAUGAAUGAUGAGUUGUUGGGUGGCGAGGCAUACGAAAGAGCCGUUUUGCGGGCAGGAACGCCUUAAUUUAUAUUGUUAGUGUUUAGUGCUGAUGUUUUAAGUGUAAUUAUUUUAGAAGACUUUCGCAUGACAUUUAUUAAUAAUGCAAGCAAACAAACAAAACACACAUACAGACAUAAAGAAAAACACUCACACACGCACACACUUAUUUAAAUAUUAUAUUGCAAGAUAAAAGCAAAGACACACAGCGCUAGCACGCAAACAUUAAAAGUAGCAUUCGUAUGUAAUUUUAAUUUCUUGCAUUUUGUUAGAGCGCAAAUAACUUGACGCAAAUAAUGCGAAAUGCAAAGGAAACACAAAGGACUUUUGUAUAUUUAAAGAAAAAAAAAAAGAAACCAAACUCACAAUUAAGCACUUGUUUGUGCGCACAAAUGGGAUUUUUGCGUUGAACGAGGGUUUUUUUUUUAGUUUUGGCAGCAUUUGAGGCGUUGGUGUCGGUUUUUGUGAGUAACUAGAAUGAUGUAUAAAAAUGCAUGUAAAAAUGUUCAUAAAAAUUCAUGUAAAAAUUUCAUUAACCCAAAAAAGGAUAAAUCGAGUAUAAAAUUUCAUACAAAAGCAAUCUUAUGGAAAUCAAUUCUUGUGAAAGCGAAAGCGCCAAAAAAAUUUUCAAUGUUUAUAAUUGAUUUCGUAUUGAUUUUUCUUCUAUAGGCUGCCGGCUGUUAUGCAAAUGUUUUUGUGAAAAACAUUUUUUUUUUUAAUUUUGGAUAAUGAGCAAUGUUUAGUUCAGUGAUGAAAAGUGCGGUUUUUAAGCGAGCAAAAUAAUUCGUAUUUAAAAACGUUUAAUAAGCUACAGUUGCUGCAUAAGCACGAACAAAAAAUGUAUAUUCUGUUUUAAAAAUAUUUUUAAUAAAUUUUUCUAUUGUUUCCUCAAAAUUUAGCUAGCUUUCACUUUAUGUAAUAAUUUUAAAAAUGGUACCCGAAAAUACCCGAAAUUUUAAUUGCAAAUACUAUUUGCUCGUAACGGAGCAAUCGAUUUGUUAAAAUCAGCUCUAACUACAAUUUAAUGCGAAUAAAUCGUUCAUACGAAUUAAAAAGAAAAUCACAAUUAAAUUAACAAAUCGUUUUAGUUUUGUUUUAUAGUUUUUGGAAAUAUUUGUUCACAUAGCACUUGUAAAUGGUAAAACGAAGUACCGUUACUUUUUUGCAACCAAAAAAAUUCGCUGUAAAAAAUCCAUCAACUGUAUUGCAUACCAGUUUUAUGCUUUUCCACAACCAAAAAUCCAUUUCGCCGCAUGUAAAUAAUUAUUUAUUAAAAAACGGAAGCAAAUUCGAAGUUAUAAUUGCCGUUGAGAACCAUAAAAAUUCGUUUCCAUACAGUAAAUUGAAUGAAAUUAUUUGUAAAAAAAAUAUGUAAUAUUUUGUAAAAAGAGAAACGAUGUAAUAUUAUGUAAAAACAAAAAGAUUUUAAUAAUUUGUAAAAAAAAGUAUAAAUAAUUUGUAAAUGCGCCUUUUAGUAUUAACACACACACUCACACGUAAAGAUAAAAAUAAAACUUGUACAAACUAUAUUUUACUAUUUAGCUCGUGAAAGCUGCGAGUUUCGGCAUUCAAGGCUCACAAAAGAAAUUCACCACACCGCCAGAGUAUUCGUUUACACUCAAAUUUAUACAUGCAUCAAUCGCUGCCGCGCAAGCGCUCGUUGCAUUGACACAAAAUCCCUUUGUGCGCAAAAUAUUAACCAUUUGUUGACCCUAGGGGCAAAAGAGAACAAGUGAUUAAUGAAAAAUAUACAUAUAUAAAUAUUGUAAUUUGCAUACGCUCGUAGAUAUUUAGUAUUUAGCAUAUGUAUGUAAACACACCACUAUAAAUAUAAGCAGAGCAGUAAUAUUAUUAGAUUUUAGAAUGCAGCAGCAAAAACAACAACAACAAGAAACUUUUUUAAACACAAGAAAAUGAAACAAGCAAACAUUUGCCAAUAAAUAAAUUGUAAUAAAAUAAAACCACAAGUUUCUGCUGCUGGUAUGCGAAGAGAAAUUGUAAACAUUAUUUUAGUAAUUAUAAGCGCAAAAAUAUCUAGACAGCAGCAUUUUCUGCUAAAGGUAUGUGACAACAAAAAAAAAAAAA